This is a messenger RNA of Colletotrichum orchidophilum, 1632 nucleotides long. RefSeq names its product methyltransferase domain-containing protein. Lineage: Eukaryota; Fungi; Ascomycota; Sordariomycetes; Glomerellales; Glomerellaceae. Gene Ontology annotation, molecular function: protein-arginine N-methyltransferase activity. Gene Ontology annotation, cellular component: nucleus. The record is from RefSeq and is a predicted model, not a curated record. Gene Ontology annotation, biological process: peptidyl-arginine methylation. Bases 1 to 1632 code for a protein of 543 amino acids. The transcript is spliced from 4 exons.
AUGAUCCAGGACGAUCUCAAAAACAACAUCGGCGCCGAUUCCGAUGUGUCGUCUGACGAGUCUGACUGGGAUGACGCCGAGCUCGAAGAGGAAGAGUCCCAAUUGUUCAUUUCCUUGCUCGACGAUGCUGUCUUCCCUGACCUCGACGCCAUGCUGUGCCACUGCCGCAUGAAGCACAACUUCGACUUCCUCGCCAUCCGCCGUCGGCUUGGCCUUGACUUCUUUGGCACCGUCAAGCUUGUCAACUUCAUUCGCCAACGCAUUCACGACGGCGCUGCCCUGCCCGAGGCCAUCUCUGUCGACGAUAUUGCUGAUGAGCGCUACAUGAAACCCGUCAUCGAAGACGAUGCCUUGAUCAUGGCCCUUACCGAGCUGGAUCUUAACGAUGAAUCGCCAGAGCACCCUCAGCAGGCACCGCAACAGGGUGCCUCUCGGGAAGCUCAGCUCGAGGAAGAGUUGGCAAGGCUCCAGUCCCAAUUCGCAAACUACCGCACCGCCGUUGAGCAGACUCUUGACCAGCGCUGGGGCGAAGAUACCCCCGAUGCAGCCGAGGGCAAGAAGUCGCGUGAUCCGGAUGACAAGGGCGUCCGGAAAGAUGAGUCUCAGUACUAUUGGGAGUCAUAUGCCUCUAAUGACAUCCACGAGACGAUGCUGAAGGACAAGGUUCGAACAGACUCCUACCGUGAUUUCGUCUACAACAACAAGUCUCUUUUCAAGGACAAGAUCGUCCUCGACAUCGGCUGUGGCACAGGUAUCCUGAGCAUGUUCUGCGCCAAGGCCGGCGCUAAGCAGGUCUUUGCCGUCGACAAGUCUGACAUUAUCGACAAGGCCCGUGAGAACGUCUUCAACAACGGCCUCGCCGACAAGGUAACCUGCAUUAGGGGCAGGGUAGAGGACAUUAGUCUUCCUGUCGACCAAGUUGACAUCAUCAUCAGUGAAUGGAUGGGCUACUGCCUGCUUUAUGAGGCCAUGAUGAACAGCGUUCUCGUCGCUAGAGAUCGUUUCCUCAAGCCCGACGGCCUCAUCGCCCCGAGCAUCUCCACCAUUUGGGUGGCACCCGUUUCGGAUCCAGAGUACAUCACCGAUUUCGUUACUUUCUGGGAUGACGUUUAUGGCUUUGACAUGAAGUCGAUGAAGGAGGGCAUCUACGACGAGGCUCGAAUCGAGAUCAUGCCGGAGGACUGCAUCUGCGGCACACCUUCGCAGAUUUCGUACAUUGAUUUGCACACUGUCAAGAUUGAAGACCUCGAUUUCGAGACUCAGUGGAAGUCGAAGCUGACCAAGGACAUUCCGUCACUUGACGGCUUUUUGACCUGGUUUGACAUUUUUUUCACCACCUCUCGCAACAACUCGAUCCCGGCGGAUCUGCAGGUCAAGGUCGGAGACAUCAGUGUUACCAGGCCCGGCGAGGUGGCCUUCACUACCGGCCCUGCGGGUCCUGACACCCACUGGAAGCAGGGUUUCCUGAUGAACAAGCAUCUUGAGGAGAAAGCCAGUUUUACGGCUGGCGCCGAGAUCUCUGGCUGCAUUGUCUUCAAGGCACCCGAGAAUAACCCUCGGGCGCUGACCAUCAGCAAUACGUGGACCGUUCCAGGUCAGGACAGCAGGACGCAGCUGUGGAAACUGAGAUGA